This is a messenger RNA of Acanthisitta chloris (rifleman), 1000 nucleotides long. RefSeq names its product DNA replication and sister chromatid cohesion 1 (gene DSCC1). The annotation marks the transcript as partial. The transcript has 8 exons. NCBI's taxonomy places the organism in Eukaryota, Metazoa, Chordata, Aves, Passeriformes, Acanthisittidae. The record is from RefSeq and is a predicted model, not a curated record. Gene Ontology annotation, cellular component: chromatin; chromosome, centromeric region; Ctf18 RFC-like complex. Gene Ontology annotation, biological process: maintenance of mitotic sister chromatid cohesion; mitotic sister chromatid cohesion.
CCUUGUAAUCCGUGGUGAAAAGGAUGAACAAGCAGUGUUGUGCAGCAAAGAUAAAACUUACGACAUGAAAAUAGCAGAUACCUCAAAUAUGCUGCUGUUUAUUCCUGGUUGCAAAACUCCAGAACAGCUGAAUGCAGAUCUAGCAUCUUGUAAUAUUAUUCAUUCACAGAUUGCUGGUUUCUCCAAUAACUAUUGGGAAUUAAGGAGGUGUCGACCAAAACUGAAGAAACUGAGGAAGAUUUUAAUGGAAGAUCCAUAUGAAGGGCCUGAUAGUCGGAAAGAUCAGACUUUGACAUUUUCAAAGUAUACAACAGAAGAUUUGUUAAGUCUGAUUCAAGCAAGUGAAGAAGAAAUACUGCACCAACUGCAGGUCAUAGAUGCUUGCAAAAUUGAAGGUUAUUGGAGAAUUCUGGAAUUUGACUAUGAGAUGAAACUCUUGAAUCAUGUGACUCAGCUAAUAGACUCAGAGUCCUGGUCUUUAAGUAAGGUUCCUUUACGUACCUGCAUUGAAGAACUUGGAUCUCUAGAGCCCAGAGAGAUGAUAGAACACAUUCUUCUAAGCUAUGGAAGGAAAUACGUUGAUGAUGGGGAGGUUUACUUUGAAAUGCAUGAAGAUAAAAUCUGCAGAGCUAUAGCACAAAUGCUUUUGCAAAAUGCAGUUAAAUUCAAUCUGUCAGAGUUUCAAGAAGUCUGGCAACAAAGUGUCCCUGAAGGGAUGACAACAAGGCUUGAUCAACUGAAGGGCUUGGCUCUUGUGGAUAAAAGCUCCAGACCAGAGACCAUCUUUCUGCUGAAAGUAGAAGACUUACCUGAAGACAGUCAGGAAAGAUUCAACAGCUUAUUUGGCAUACGGGAAAAGUGGACAGAAGUGGAUAUUACCCCUUACAUACAAGACUUGUGUGCAGAGAAGCAAACCGUUGGUGCUCUUCUGACAAAAUACGCUCGUUCCUCCAUGCAGAAUGGUGUUAGAGUUUAUAAUUCUAGGAGACACAUCUCAUAA